UAUAAAAUUAAUAAAUUCAUCUUCACUUAUUUUGUUAUAAUUUCUAGCUUCCAAGCUUGCUAGAAAUUCAUUUGAAUUAUUAAAUCUACUAAUUAGAUCUUUUCUAAUUUCCCCAAUAAUUUCUUUAGGUUAAUUUAAAUCCUAAAAGCUAUCACCCGAAAAUUUUUUUGCCUACUAUCCAAAUAUAACAUUUAAGAAUUCUUUAAAAGAUACUUUAUCAUUAUUAUUUAAAUCAAAAAUUCCAUAAGCAUCAUCUAAAAUUUUUUCUUCUAAGGUAAUAUUAGCUUUUUUAAAGGAUAAUUUAAAUUCCGUUUUUGAAAUAUAUCCAUUAUCAUUUUUAUCCAAUGUUCUAAAAAUAUCUUUCAAACUUUAAGAACAUUAUGAUAUUUUUUCUCUUAAAAUAUGAAUUACAUUAUCUGCUGAUAAAUUCAUCGUUUCUUUGAUUUUUUCCUAUUCGCUUUUUGGUUGAUUUUAUUUUAUUGUUUCUUCUAAUAAUCUUUAUAGUCUUUAUUCUUCUCUUCUUUUCAAAACCUAUACAUAAUCCUAAAAAGCUUACCCAAUAAUAUUACAAAUAUACCUUUCAUUAUUUUUUUUAACUCCAUUAAUUCUUUUACUUCCGUCCUUAUAAUCUAUUCUUAAAAACUCCUUACUUAAAUGUGACAUUUGGCUUUUAAACCUUGUCAUAUUUGCAAUGAGUCGAAUAGCAAAAAUUAAGUUUUAUUUUUUUUCAAAACAUUUUAAUUUAAUUAUCAUUUUUAAUAAAGCCUCCUCAUUUGAAAAUUCGAAAAAUCCAAAACGUUUUAAACAUUUUAAAAAAUCUUCGUAUUUUACAAAUCCUCUCCAGGCUUUCUUCUUUUUUUCUUUUAAUGCUAAUGAUUACUCUCCUGAAAUUCCGAUUCUUUAUUUUAUGUCUAUCUUUAAGUUUUUCUCCAUUUCGCUUAUUAUUUAUGUCAUUUGUUUUCUAUUUUAUAUUAAUAAAUCAUGAAAAUUAAUAAAGGUUUCUUCCAAUUUAGUUUUUUCUCCCAACUCGAUAUCUUGUUCUGCUUAUUAAUUUUCAUUACUUCUUUAAUAUACUUGUUUCUUGCCUAUUAACUCGGCAUAUUUUGUUAUUUUCUGAUUUUAUCUAUUAUCUUUUUUUAAUUAUUCCAAAUUUCGCUAUAAUUAAGAAUUUAAUUAAUUAUGAGGCUCUUCCUUUUUUAUAAAAUUUAUUAUACUGUCAUGUUUUUCUUGCAUCUAGAUUUCUUUCAUUUUAUUAAAAUUUUAUGUUUAAAGAAUUUAUUGUGUUUUUUCAUAUUCACUUAUUGCGUUUGUCUAUUAGAAAUCACUUUUGAU
Ichthyophthirius multifiliis is the source of this 1332-nucleotide messenger RNA. RefSeq lists its product as hypothetical. The record is from RefSeq and is a predicted model, not a curated record. The transcript has a single exon. NCBI's taxonomy places the organism in Eukaryota, Ciliophora, Oligohymenophorea, Hymenostomatida.